Molecule: messenger RNA, 1797 nt
Organism: Symbiodinium necroappetens
Lineage: Eukaryota; Dinophyceae; Suessiales; Symbiodiniaceae
Source: the annotation of a GenBank genome assembly
AUGAACACCCCCAUGGGCGCCCAGAAUGGCACCCUGCAUCUGACCAGCGACGGUGGCAAUCUGACCGGCAAGCUGGCCGGACCACAGGGCGAAAUGGACAUUACCGAUGGCACCAUUGACGGCGACAAUCUCAGCUGGAAAGCCUCCAUCACCUCACCUAUGGCCAUGACCCUGGAAUUCAGCGCUGUUGUCAGCGGUGAUGAAAUCAACGGCAACGUCAAACUCGGCGCUUUCGGCGACGCCACCUUUACCGGCACCCAAGAAAUUCGUGAAUUGCGGGCGCGUGAAGCGCUUGCUUUCGAAAUGGGCGGUACAGAAAAAGUAGCCCGCCAGCACGAAUUCAACAAGCUGACUAUCCGCGAACGUAUCGACGUCAUCAGCGACGCCGAAUCUUUUCAUGAGAUUGGCACCCUCGCCGGUGUGGGCGAAUAUGACGAUCAAGGUGAACUCAAGAAAUUCACACCCUCGAACUUUGUUUUCGGAACCGCUGACAUUGACGGUCGUCCGGUGGUUCUGUCUGGCGACGAUUUCACCGUUCGCGGCGGCUCAGCAGAUGCCUCAAUUGCCGGCAAGAGGCUUCGCGCUGAAGGGCUCGCGGUAGAACUGCGCUUACCCCACAUUCGCCUGGUUGAUGGCAUGGGUGGCGGCGGUUCGGUCAAGACCAUUGAGAUGGCCGGUCGCACCUAUAUCCCGGAGGUACGCGGUUGGGAAACGGUAGUCACGCAGUUAGGUGUGGCGCCAUCGGUAUCCUUGGCCCUGGGUUCCGUCGCCGGUAUUGGCGCAGCGCGCGUCGCCACCUCACACUACAGUGUGAUUGUGCGCGACAGCGCGCAGAUGAUGAUCGCUGGACCUGCGCUGGUCGACUGGGCCAGCCUCGGUGACGUGACCAAAGAAGAGCUGGGCUCAUACAAAAUUCACACGCGUAAUGGCGCGAUUGAUGAUGAAGCCGCCAGCGAAGCAGAAGCCUUUGCCAUGGCCAGACGAUUUCUGUCGUAUUUACCCUCCAGCGUUGAUGAAUUACCUCCGCUCACCGAAUGUGAUGACGACCCCGAGCGCACCGACGACAAGCUGCUCGACAUCGUGCCGAAAGACCCGCGUAAGGUCUACAAGAUGCACGACGUGCUCGAGUCUGUUUGCGACAGCGGCUCAUUUUUCGAAAUUGGACGCAAAUGGGGCCGCUCACUCAUCACCGGUCUGGCCAGGCUGAACGGCAUUCCGGUGGCCAUCUUUGCGGAAAACCCACGGGUUUACGGUGGCGCCUGGACAGCAGACGCAUCCCGCAAGCUGAUUCGCUUUUGCGAUCUGGCAUCAACAUUCCACCUGCCACUGAUCCAUCUGGAAGAUUGUCCGGGCUUUCUGAUCGGUAAGCAGUCCGAAGAAGAAGCCACCAUCCGCCAUGGCUCCGCUGCACUGGCAGCCUUGGGGCAAAGCAAUGUGCCCUUCUGCUGUAUCGUUAUUCGCAAAGCGUUUGGCGUUGCCGGUGCUGCAAACCAUAAACCCGGCAGCCAUCAUUUCCGCGCUGCCUGGCCAUCUGGUGAUUGGGGUUCUUUACCAAUUGAAGGCGGCAUCGAGGUGGCAUACAAAGCUGAACUGGCCGAAGCCGCUGACUAUGAUGCACAUCUGGCAAAAAUCAAAGAUCGUCUUAACCGACUGAGAUCCCCUUACCGCUCAGCCGAAUUUUUCGAAAUCGAAGAGAUCAUUGACCCCCGACAGACUCGGUCAUACCUGUGUCGCUGGGCAAAACUGGCGCGCGCGGCAUCCCGCCCGCAGGCUCCAAAUUUCUGGUACCGACCCUAG